AUGGGUGAAAAAGACGAAAAGCAAGAUGUGAGAGUGAGUAAUGCUCCUUCGAGAAGUAGACCACAGAAGAAUCCGAAAAGAAGGACUAACAACAGAGGUACGCCUAGAGAUUCUGCCGUGAGGUCUAAGGGUCGAGCGCCUGCAAGGACUUAUGUCAUUCGUGCUCACAAAGAGGCAUCGUCACUGGAUGUAAUUAUGGGCACUUUCUCUCUUCAUGAUAUUUCUGUUGUUGCUUUGAUAGAUUUGGGGUCUACCCAUUUGUAUGCUUGUCCAACCUCAUGUUAUUGCCAUUUGAUGAAUUUGACGUUAUCCUUGGUAUGCAUUUGGUUGUCUACCUAUGAUGUCAUAGUAAAUUGUGGGAAGAAAUUCAUUGAACUGAAAUGUGAAAAUGGGAAUAUUGAAUCAGGUGAACCGGAUAGCUUACCUGUAGUGAUUUCUUCUUUGACUACUAAAAAAUAUAUGAGAAAGGGGUAUGAGGCUUAUCUCGCAUUUGUAUUGAAUACCCAAGUGAUAGAAGUGAAGAUUGAGUCAGUGCUAGUGGUGUGUGAGUUUUCGGAUAUGUUUCCAGAAGAGUUGCCCGGACUGCCUCUAGCUAGGGAAGUCGAAUUUGGUAUCGAGUUAGUCCCUGGUACUACGCUUAUAUCGAUUUCCCCAUAUAGGAUGGCACAGUUGGAGUUGAAAGAGUUGAAGGCUUAG
Gossypium arboreum is the source of this 696-nucleotide messenger RNA. RefSeq lists its product as uncharacterized. The coding region runs from base 1 to 696 and encodes 231 amino acids. The transcript has 2 exons. Lineage: Eukaryota; Viridiplantae; Streptophyta; Magnoliopsida; Malvales; Malvaceae. The record is from RefSeq and is a predicted model, not a curated record.